AACAUGACAGCUAUACUGCUAACUGACGCAUUCCAAUUCUGAACACACCCAUAAAUGUCCGCCGCAUGUCUAUGACGUCAAAUUGGCGAACUUAUUUGAAUCUCCGAAAAUCUAGACUAUGCAAAUUUUGGAAAAUAUAUCCUUAAACAAACCACUGACGAUCGAGUUUGAAACGCGAGGAAAUCACUCCGUGUGGCUUUAUAGUACACGAGGUUUCGAAGCACCUAAUGCAUUUUUUGGUUAAAGUUAAAAUUUGAGUCAUUAACUGCUUGAUGAUGCAGAUAGCUUCGAGUUGCAAAUCGUGCGUUUGCGAUAAGUGUCAGUUGUGCAAGGAGGAUGUCUUGGCUAAGAACAAUUUAAAAAAAGAAAAAAGCCAGACACCUCGACCGACUCGACAGCGCACCUUAUCACGAUGUCGAACCGCGAGAACGAAAUCUCGUCACAACUACGGCAGUGAUAACCAUCAUCGGCUGGACCAUACUUAUGCAGCUGCAACUACAAAAGCACGUAUCCCUCAGUCGCAAUCACAACCAACGUUAACCAUAGACGAGAACACCGACGACAUCAAUCUGAAGAGCAGCUGGCUACGGAACCUCUGCCUUGAGUACCAACCGGCCAAGAAAUUGCUACAAACCAACAGUUCGAAUGAUGGUGCUUUAAAGGACAUGCAAAAUGGGUUUCAUAUUUCAGAGACCAAUGGUACACUGAAGCAGUAUAGGAGAAAUCGGAAAGUUGUUAAAAACAAAGCGGAUCUUUCGUCGACGUUUCUCAGUAAGAAUAAAAUUGUCAAGUCCAUUCAAGAGGACAAGAAGAGGUGGAUAGCUGCCCUAGCUCUGAUGGAGCUUGCGCAGUCGAAAUGAUAAUUAACGUGGUCAGUCCAGUUAUUCUGUGAUAUGCGGUUUUUUUUUUACAAAAUGUUUAUGUGUAAGAUAUAUUCAGGAUGUAGUAAUUAAUAACGUUUUAACAAGUAUUAUUGUAAUUUAUUUAUAGAUUUUUCUGAGAAAUUUCAUUUGAAUGUUAAAAGCAAAAAAAAAAACGUUAUCAUACGCUAAUUAAGAAGUACACAUUAAAAAUAUUUGAGACGCAUCGUUUUGCUAUAUUACAAAUUUGUUAAAACGAUUUCUUAAAUAAAUUGAGCUUCAGUAUUCUUUU
Messenger RNA from Nasonia vitripennis (jewel wasp), 1152 nucleotides. RefSeq lists its product as uncharacterized. NCBI's taxonomy places the organism in Eukaryota, Metazoa, Arthropoda, Insecta, Hymenoptera, Pteromalidae. Bases 273 to 860 code for a protein of 195 amino acids. The transcript has 3 exons. The record is from RefSeq and is a predicted model, not a curated record.